AUGUCCGCCUCUCUCGCCGCGACCGACCUCGACCGCUCACCCUCCCUCUCUUCCGCCUCCUCCACCUCUACCUCCUCAGGCCCAACCAGUCAACCGCUCACUCCCGCCUUGUCCUCCGCCUCAGCCUCAGAAACCUACCUCUCCUCCUCCGCCCUUCCGCCAAGCACGCCCGAAAAGACCCCCUUCCCUCGACUGAGCAAGACACCCACCUCCUCCUCCGCCUCAACUUCGCCAUGGAAGGCAGGUCAUCGCGCGAAUGGAGCGGGGAGCAAGUCGUUCGAUGCUGCGAGGGCGGCGUGGGCGAAUUUGGAGAGUGAAGCGGUGAGGAAUCCCUCGCCCGAGCGGAAGGCGGUUGGGACGCCCUUUGCCGAUUCGUCCAACUAUCGUUCUUCUCCCACCAUCCCUUCGCAAGCGCCCGGAUCGCCUAACAGGUUUUCGGCGUCCCCGACGAAGACGCGACCUGCACUUCCGACUAUCCCCUCCGACCGUCCCUCGUAUUCUCCUUCUUCUCGCGCACCCGCCUCCCCCUCCCAAACACACUCAGAUCGGGUCCUCUCAAGCGCAAUCUUCGCGACCCGUCCAACAACUCCCUCUCUCGGCCCAAGCAGCCCACUGAUCGGAAGGGAAACGAGCGUGAGAAGGGCUGGGAUGGGUCACAAGAGGGCUAUGACGCUCCCGCACCUUGGCGCAGGGUUGGGGAGGGAUGGGUUGCCGGUACCGCUUUCGGCGGGCGGAGGCGGAGGAGAGGGUGGGUUGGUUGUUGAGGAGGAUGUCCCCGGACUCCCCGGCCGCGCACGCCUCUCUCGCCCCGCCGACUCUCUAACUCCCUCACUCGGACCCUCCCCCUCCUCCGUCUUCCACUCCUCGCACGGUCUUCCCUCCACCUCGACGGGUCCGAAACGCAGCACGACGAUGAGUUUGUUGCCGAGUAUGGCGGUCAAGGCUAUCGAUAAGCAGAGGCAGGGGUUGGUCGCGUACGAGUACUUGUGCCAUCUUGCCGAAGCGCGCGACUGGCUCGAAACGCACCUCACGACUCUCCCUUCCUCCACCCCGCUGUGGGACCCAAACGACACCAUCAACGAUUUCGAGCAGUCCCUCCGCAACGGGUAUGCGCUCGCGCACUUGGCGAGGAGUCUGGGAGGGGAGAGGUGUCAGGGUCCGAUUUAUAACGACCCCGUGAGGCAUUUCCGACACACGGUCAAUAUCAACAUCUUUUUCCAACUCCUCGACGAAGUCGGUCUUCCCGAGAUCUUCCGCUUCGAGACGGUCGACCUGUACGACGCCAAGAACCUCCCGAAAGUCGUCUAUUGCUUGCAUGCGUUGUCGCAUCUCAUGGCCCGCAGGGGGUUGACGGACAAGAUGCACGAUCUUGUCGGACAAAUCGAGUUUACGGAUGCGGAAGUCGGUGCGGCGCAGAAAGGACUCAACGACGCAGGUGUCCGGAUGCCCAAUUUCGCGGGAAUCGGCAAGGCGCUCGAUAAACACGAGUCUCCUCCCUCUCCGCCGCCUGAGACGGACGAAGAGCGGAGGGAGAGGAUGUGGAGUGAGGCGGAGGGGGGAGUGAGGGGGUUGCAGGCGAGGGCGAGGGGGGCGUUGGUUAGGAGGUGGGUGGAGAAAGAGAGGAGGAGGAGGGAGGUGGAGGAGCGCAGGAGGAGGGAGGAGGAAGCGGAGGAGAGGAGGAGGGCGGAGGAGGCGGAAGCGCAGCGGAAAGCGGAAGAAGCCGAGGCGCGGAGGAGGCAGGAAGAGGAGGAUGCUCGAAUCGCGGCGGAGGAAGAGGAGCGGCGCUAUCAGGCUGCCGUCCGCGAAGCGGCCAAGACGCUCGUUGGCUUCCAAGCUGCCGCGCGAGGCGCGAUCGAGCGAAGGAGGUUCUUUGCGCCUAUCGAGCAGCUCGCGGUGCACAACGAGGCGGUCACGGCGUUCCAGGCUGCGGCGAGGGGUGCACUCGCUCGUCGCGAGCUGAGGCAGGAGAUCGUCGACCUCAAGGACGCCUCGCCCGCCGUCACCGCCUUCCAAGCUGCCUGCCGCGGCGCACUCGCUCGACAAGGCCUCCUCGACCGUAUCCAACACCUCCGCUCCGCCGAGUCGUUCAUCGUCGGCGUCCAGUCUCGCAUCCGCGGCCACCUCGCCCGGCAGGAUUACCGCUCUAAGGCGCGCAACCUCCGCAAGACCGAGGUCGUCAAGUCUGUCGGGGGGCUGCAGUCGCUCGCUCGGGCCGCACUCGCUCGAAGGCGUGUCAAGACGCAGCGCCAGGAACUCGGGUUCGUCGAGCCCGACGUUGUCGGCAUCCAAGCGCAGACGAGGGGGUUCCUCGGUCGGACGGCGUUCAUCGCCUGGCAUCAACACGUUCGUGCGAACGAGGGGAUCGUCGUCUUCCUCCAGUCGCUCAUCCGCGGCGCCGUCGCCCGCAAGAAGUACUUCGCCAUGCACCGGCACCUUCAGCAGAACAUGUCGAACGUCGUCCGUCUCCAGGCGGCCAUUCGUUCUCGUCGCCAGGGAUCGCAGUACCGCCAGCUCCGCGUCGGGAAGAACGUCCCGGUCAGCACGAUCAAAAACUUCAUGCGCCUGCUCGACGACUCCGAGUUCGACUACCGCGGCGAGUUGCAGCUCGAGUCGCUCCGCAAGGAGCUCGUCAGCGCGAUCCGCGAGACGCAGGAGCUCGAGGACGACGUCAAGGACCUCGACACGAAGAUUGCGCUCCUCGUCAAGAACAAGAUCACGCACGAGGUCGCUCGCGCGCAGCGGGCGAACAAGGGCACUCUCGCCCCCCUCAAGCGCAGCUCGCUCCUCUCGGCUGCGAACGACCCGUUCGCCGGCGGCACGCUCGACCACCACACGCAGCGCAAACUCGACCUCUACCAGCAGCUCUUCUGGCACCUCCAGACCAAGCCCGCCUACCUCGCCAAGCUCUUCGCCAACAUGAGCCGAAUGCGGGUCAGCGAGAAAACGCAGAAGCAGAUCGAGGCGACCACUUUCGUCAUGUUCGGCUAUGCGCAGGGUCACCGCGAGGAGUUCCUCCUCCUCAAGCUCUUCCAGCGCUCGAUCCAAGAAGAGUUCGCCAGCCUCGCCAACAUGGCCGCCUUUGUCCGCGGCAACUUCACCUUUGUCCGCCUGCUCGUCCACUGCGGUCGCGGGGUCCAGCAGCGACAGUACCUCGCUGGCGCGCUUGCGACGGAGAUCAAGGCUGUCAUGGGUCGGCAAGGGCUUGACCUCGGGACGGACCCGAUCGCGAUCUACCAAGCCGAACUCGAGCGGGAAGAGUCGCGGACAGGCUUGCCUUCGCAGCGCCCGAAGGAUGUUGACUACGCCCACGCACUCGCCGACCGCGAGACCAACGCUCUCUUUAUCCAGCACCUCAUCGCGCUCCGCAAGGCCACGACCGCCUUCCUCCGCGCCAUCUUCACGUCGACCGCGCGAAUGCCCUUCGGCAUCCGCUACGUCGCCCGCGAGAUCUUCCGAGCGUUGCGAGCGAGGUUCCCGAACGAGCCCGAGCACGAGUCGUUGCGGAUAGCGGGACAUGUCGUCUACUACCGCUUCCUCCAGCCCGCCAUCGUCGCACCCGAGACGUUCGGCAUCGUCGAAGGCGUCGUCCCGCCCAUCCAGCGCCAGAACCUCGGCGAGGUCUGCAAAAUGCUUAACCAGAUUUCGGUCGGCAGGCUCUUCGGCGCCGAUCAGGAGUAUCUGAUGCCCAUGAGCGACUUCAUCACAUCGAGCGCGGCCGAAUUUACGCAAUGGAUCUUCGAGCUCAUCCACAUUGAGGACGCCGAGACGUACUUCCGCGCGGACGAGUACGUCGAUGCCGCAGCCUCAAGGCGGCCAGUCAUCUACAUCUCGCCGAACGACAUCUACGCAACCCACAGCAUUCUGGUCGAGACCCUUGACGUCAUCGCUCCGGAGGACGACGACCCGGUUCGACAGAUCCUCGUCGAGCUUGGCGGCGUCCCGACUGCGAGCAGCGCGGAGCUUGAGCGUGCGCGAGCAGACGAAGUCGCUUUAACGCUCGCCACUCGCCUUCUGCCUCACGAAGACCCCGAUGCCGAAUCGAAGCACCUCUUCAACCAAGCCAAGCGCCGCGUGCUCGCCAUCCUCAAAGUUCAGCACGGCAACGACCUCGAAGCCGUCCUCGCGCAGCAAGUCACGCCCGAGGACGAGGAUGCCUGGAUUCGGAUCGUUGAGGAGGAGGAAGAGGAGGAGCGGAGGUUGGCGCAUGCGCAGAGGAGGGCGGUUGUACCGCAAAUGGAUGAUAUCCGCAACAUGUCGUUUCACCAGCUCAAGAUGGCGACGCUCAGCGACAUCGUCGAGCUGCGAAGAACCGGUCUCGUCGCCAAGAACGACAAGUAUCAGGCCAUUCUCAACGCAAUCGCGCACGACAUCCGAAGCAAGCACCACCGCCGCGUGCAACGCCAGAACGAGCUACAGACGAUGCACGCGACGCUCUCGUCGCUCAAGGACAAGAAGCGCUACCUCGAGGACCAGAUCAAGUCGUACCAUGUCUACAUCGACCAGUCGAUGGCCGGCAUCCAGAAGAAGAGCAAGAAGCGCAUCGUCUUGCCGUGGUCGAUUCAGGGCGUUCACCAGCGCCAGCUCGAGAAGCAGGGCAAGAAAUACAAGUUCGGCUCGUACAAGUACACGGCUCAGACGCUCUACGAACGCGGCGUCCUCCUCUCCAUCGAGCAGGUCUCGCCCAAGACGUUCGACAAGGUCUCGAUGACGUUCAGCUCGGAUAACGUCGGCGUCUUCGAGAUCAAGGUCGAGUUCACCGGCAAGACGCUCUCGGCUGUCGAGCUCAAGCUCGAGGACCUCCUCGAGGCGCAGUGGGUCGGCAAGCAAACCGUCUCGAUCGGCGAGGCUGUCAAGAUGAACCUCGUCGAGCUCCUCGACCUCAUCAAUCGCAAGUUCUACCAAUAG
This is a messenger RNA of Rhodotorula toruloides NP11, 4905 nucleotides long. RefSeq names its product Ras GTPase-activating protein. Bases 1 to 4905 code for a protein of 1634 amino acids. Gene Ontology annotation, molecular function: GTPase activator activity; actin filament binding; calmodulin binding. NCBI's taxonomy places the organism in Eukaryota, Fungi, Basidiomycota, Microbotryomycetes, Sporidiobolales, Sporidiobolaceae. The record is from RefSeq and is a predicted model, not a curated record. Gene Ontology annotation, biological process: mitotic actomyosin contractile ring assembly actin filament organization; regulation of GTPase activity; regulation of actin cytoskeleton organization. The transcript is spliced from 17 exons. Gene Ontology annotation, cellular component: mitotic actomyosin contractile ring; cytoplasm.